Myotis lucifugus (little brown bat) is the source of this 904-nucleotide messenger RNA. RefSeq names its product tumor necrosis factor receptor superfamily member 14-like. Lineage: Eukaryota; Metazoa; Chordata; Mammalia; Chiroptera; Vespertilionidae. The record is from RefSeq and is a predicted model, not a curated record. The transcript is spliced from 7 exons. Gene Ontology annotation, molecular function: protein binding. Gene Ontology annotation, cellular component: external side of plasma membrane. Gene Ontology annotation, biological process: positive regulation of cytokine production involved in immune response; defense response to Gram-negative bacterium; negative regulation of alpha-beta T cell proliferation. Bases 59 to 697 code for a protein of 212 amino acids.
UGGUUACUACUCAGGCCCUGAGCCUCCUCCUUCUGACAGCCCCGCCCUGCGCACUGGGAUGCCCUUGUGCAAAGAGGAGGAGUUCCCGACGGGGGCCAUGUGCUGCCCCAAGUGCAGGCCAGGCUCCCGGGUGCAGGAGGCCUGCGGGGAGCUCAGGACCACAGUGUGUGCGCCCUGCACCCUGGGCACCUACACUGCCCACCUCAAUGCCCUGCGCGAGUGUCUGCCCUGCUGCGUCUGUGACCCAGGCCUGGGCCAGGUGACCAGAUGGAACUGCACCACCCGGACCAACACCGUGUGCGGCUGCGGGCAGGGCCACUUCUGUGAGCGACAGGACGGGGACUCCUGCAUCCAGUGCAGGCCCCACAGUGUCUGCCGCCCGGGCCAGAGGGUGCGGGAGACAGGCACCGAGUGGCAGGACACGCUGUGUGAAGACUGCCAGCCGGGCACCUUCUCUGUGGGGGGCACCCAGGCAGCCUGCACGCCCUGGACCAGGACAACUCGCCUUUCCUCGGGUACUACUGCCUGUCCCCAGCUUGGAGGGGACAGGGGAGCCGGCAGAAAGGAACAGGCGUCGGGACCUGCAGGCCUCCCGGGUCCAGCCAGACGUCACCACGGAGCCCGUGGAGGAGACAGCAUCCGUGUUCCCUCAGAGCGACCGCCACCUGACACAUGGCUGCGGGAUGCAGGCGCCUGAGCCAUCUCCGCGAGGCUGCGGGCAGCGGCCAGCCCCCCAAGGACCAGCUACGGGGUCAGGGGAGCCACCAGGACCUGCUGGAAUCCAGCUCCAGCAUGUGAGCUGGGCUGACUCAUCUGGAGGUGGCUGAGGGCAUUUCCCCAAACCUGAACAGGAUGCUUAAAGGUGUGGACGAAAGGGGCCACAUGCUGACCUGACAAGCUCAUG